Molecule: messenger RNA, 3216 nt
Organism: Chrysochloris asiatica (Cape golden mole)
Lineage: Eukaryota; Metazoa; Chordata; Mammalia; Afrosoricida; Chrysochloridae
Gene: STARD8
Product: StAR-related lipid transfer (START) domain containing 8
Exons: 13
Coding region: 154-3216 (1020 amino acids)
Biological process (GO): signal transduction; actin cytoskeleton organization; regulation of Rho protein signal transduction
Molecular function (GO): GTPase activator activity; lipid binding
Source: RefSeq, a predicted model, not a curated record
GCCAAAAAAGCAUGUGAGUGGCUUCGAACAACAGGAUUUCCUCAGUAUGCUCAGCUUUUCGACGAAGGUUCGUUCCCUCUGGAUAUCGGCUCUGUGAAGAAGGACCACAGUUUCCUGGACGAGGACUCUCUGGGUGCUCUGUGCAGGAGGCUGAUGACCUUGAACAACUAUGCCUCGAUGAAACUGGGGGUUCAUUUUCAGUGCAAGCAGAAUGAAGAUUCAGAUGAGGAAGAGCAGUAUACCAUAAGCAACCACUGGGCCUUCCAGCAAGAAAACAAGCGCUGGUCUCUUGUGGGCUCCUCUCAUCUGCUGUCCCCACCAAGUCCAAGCCUGCCAAUUACUUCAAGCUGUGAGAAUGUCCUCACUGAACUUAGCACAAUCUCCCUGCCAGCCAUCACUGUGAGCUUGCUGCCUGAACCAAUAGAUGUGUCCCUAUUAGAUUGUGCCCCCAGUCAAAGGGACCAGCCCUUCUUCAGCCCCACCCAAGAUCAGGAGGGUCUUCAGAACAAAGUCAAGAAGCACCGCUCCAGUUGCUUCCUCAAGCACCUUGAGACUCUUAGGAAGAAGGAAAAAAGUGACAACCGACAAGCAGAGCCCAAGGGUAACCCAACCACCUCAGGAAAGACCACCAAAGCUUCGUCUUUCCGCAGUUGCCGUGACUUCUUUUCAGCUGGAUUCUACAGGGCUAAGAACCAGAUAGUUACAUCAACCUGUGGUGGUAGCACUGAGACUCAGAGAGCCUGGCCUGUGGCCUCAUCCCAGCAUCCUCAGCAGGCACACCAGUGUGACAGCUUGGUGAAUGUGUCUACAGACCACAAGCCAGGCACAUUCCCUCGCUCCCUAUCCAUUGAGAGCCUGUGUCCUGAGGAUGGACACUGCCUGGCAGGUUGGAAGUCAGGAGGGCACUGGCAUUAUGAAGGGCACCGUGGCUCCUAUGGCUCAACAGGCAGCCAUGCCAGCACCUAUGACAAUUUGCCCAAGCUGUACCAAGCUGAGUCUGUGCUGGUUGGGGCCAAGGCUGAAGAUGAGGAGAAUGAGGGCAACUAUGCUCACCUAGAUGAUAUCCUCCAGCAUGUUUGGGAUUUGCAGCAGCAGGUAGAACUGUGGUCUCAAGCCAUGUACUCAGAACUGGGGCCUGGCAAGAAGAAAGAGGAAGGAGAUGAAGAAGAAGAGAAAGCUACUUUAUCAGUGGGAAUAGCUACAGUUAAGGUUGAAAACCAGGCUGAAGAUUUGGCCCAAGCACAAGAAGAUCUGGUUCAAGCACAAGAAGAGUUCCCAGCCCAGGUCCAGGCAGAUUCUCAGACAGUCUCAACUCAGACUCAGGCUUCAGCUGAGACUGAGGUCCUGGCACAGGCACAGGUAGAGGCUAAGGUCCACACCUCAGCCCAGGACAAUGAACAGAAGAUAAAUUCAAGCAGGGAACCCAUCUCUGCCUCUAGCCUAUCUGAGAAAGACAGACACUCCAUUUCUGACACUGUGGCUUCCUCCAGUGAACUUGACAGUAGCAGGAAUGCCAUGAAUGAGACCAAAGCAGGGGGAUGUGCAGAUGGGCUCCAGGCAACAGAGCCCCAUGAACGGCGUGAUUCAGGAGUUGGGGCCUCACUUACCAGACCCUGCAGGAAACUUCGUUGGCACAGCUUCCAGAACUCCCACCGUCCUAGCCUCAACUCGGAGUCACUGGAGAUUAACCGCCAGUUUGCCAGCCAGAUCAACCUGUUGCAUAAAGGCUCAUUACUACGGCUCACUGCCUUCAUGGAGAAGUACACUGUGCCCCACAAGCAGGGAUGGGUUUGGACAGUGCCCAAAUUCAUGAAAAGGAACAAAAUCCCAGACUACCGAGGCCAGCAUGUAUUUGGAGUGCCACCCCUCAUCCAUAUGCAGCGUACAGGUCAGCCAUUGCCACAGAGCAUUCAGCAAGCCAUGCGCUACUUGCGCAGUCAGUGCCUGGACCAGGUUGGCAUCUUCCGGAAGUCUGGGGUGAAGUCCAGGAUCCAGAACCUGCGUCAAAUGAAUGAGACCUCCCCAGAUAAUGUCUGCUAUGAGGGUCAGUCAGCAUAUGAUGUGGCUGACCUGCUGAAGCAGUAUUUCCGGGACCUGCCUGAGCCCAUCUUUACUAGCAAGCUCACGACCACUUUCCUGCAGAUCUACCAGUUACUCCCUAAGGAUCAAUGGCUAGCAGCUGCACAAGCUGCCACCUUGCUGCUGCCUGAUGAGAACCGAGAGGUGCUACAGACCCUGCUCUACUUCCUGAGUGAUAUUGCUUUGGCUGAGGAAAACCAAAUGACAGCUGGCAACCUGGCAGUGUGCUUGGCACCCUCUAUCUUCCACCUCAGUGUCUCCAAGAAGGAUAGCACUUUGCCCAGGAUCAAAAGCAAACACAAGCUGGUUGGUCAGCCAGGCCCUAGGGAUCUGAGUGAGAAUAUGGCUGCCACCCAGGGUCUGUCACACAUGAUCAGUGAUUGCAAGAAACUGUUCCAGGUGCCCCAAGAUAUGGUGUUGCAACUGUGUGGCUCCUACAGUGCAGCUGAGCUCAGUCCUCCUGGCCCUGCCUUGGCUGAGUUGCGACGGGUCCGAGCCUCUGGAAUUAGCCUGAGCCUCUACAUGGAGGAGAGUAUCCAGGAGCUGCUGUGUGAUGCUGCUGAACGUUUCAAGGGUUGGAUGAGUAUGCCAGGGCCCCAGCACACCGAGCUAGCUUGCAGAAAGGCACCAGAUGGGCACCCCUUGCGUAUGUGGAAGGCAUCCACGGAGGUGGCAGCCCCUCCAGCUGUGGUGCUACAUCGUGUUCUGCGGGAGAGGGCCCUUUGGGAUGAGGACCUGCUGCGGGCCCAAGUUCUGGAAGCCCUGAUGCCGGGUGUGGAGCUGUACCACUACGUUACUGAUAGCAUGGCACCCCAUCCCUGCCGCGAUUUUGUGGUGCUCCGGAUGUGGCGCUCAGAUCUACCUCGUGGAGGAUGCCUGCUUGUCUCCCACUCACUGGAUCCUGAGCAACCUGUGCCAGAAUCAGGGGUGCGGGCCUUGAUGCUCACUUCCCAGUACCUUAUGGAGCCCUGCGGCCUGGGCCACUCCAGGCUCACUCACGUCUGUCGUGCUGACCUUAGGGGCCGUUCUCUUGACUGGUACAACAAAGUCUUUGGGCACCUGUGUGCCAUGGAAGUGGCAAAGAUCCGGGACUCCUUCCCCACCCUGCAGGCAGGUGGCCCUGAGACAAAGCUGUGA